Molecule: messenger RNA, 429 nt
Organism: Entrophospora candida
Lineage: Eukaryota; Fungi; Glomeromycota; Glomeromycetes; Entrophosporales; Entrophosporaceae
Source: the annotation of a GenBank genome assembly
AUGGUAAACGACGAGGAAUUCUACAUUCGUUACUAUACUGGUCAUAAAGGUAGAUAUGGACAUGAAUUUUUAGAGUUUGAGUUUUGUGCUGAUGGAAGAUGUCGUUAUGCUAACCACUCAAAUUAUAGAAAUGACAGUUUAAUAAGAAAAGAGAUGUACGUUAGUCCUUUAAUGAUGAAAGAAUUGAAAGAAAUUAUCAAAGAAAAUGAUCAUCGAUGGCCUAAAAAGAAUGUUGUUGGUAGGCAAGAACUUGAGAUCAGAUUAGGAAAUGAACAUAUUUCUUUUGAGACUGCCAAGAUUGGAUCACUUGUUGACGUUCAAGAAAGUGAAGAUCCUGAAGGUUUAAGAAGUUUUUAUUAUUUAGUGCAAGAUCUUAAAUGUUUAGUAUUUUCUUUGAUCAGUUUACAUUUUAAGAUUAAGCCGAUUUAA